UAGGAAGGAAGGAGGCGCUAGACAGCAUGGAGGACUUUCUGCUCUCCAAUGGGUACCAGCUGGGCAAGACCAUUGGGGAAGGGACCUACUCAAAAGUCAAAGAAGCAUUUUCCAAAAAACACCAAAGAAAGGUGGCAAUUAAAAUUAUAGACAAGAUGGGAGGGCCAGAAGAGUUUAUCCAGAGAUUCCUGCCUCGGGAGCUCCAAAUUGUCCGUACCCUGGACCACAAGAACAUCAUCCAGGUGUAUGAGAUGCUGGAGUCUGCCGACGGGAAAAUCUACCUGGUGAUGGAGCUGGCUGAAGGAGGGGAUGUCUUUGACUGCGUGCUGAAUGGGGGACCACUGCCUGAGAGCCAGGCCAAGGCCCUCUUCCGUCAGAUGGUUGAGGCCAUCCGCUACUGCCAUAGUUGCGGUGUGGCCCACCGGGAUCUCAAGUGUGAGAAUGCCUUGUUGCAGGGCUUCAACCUGAAACUGACUGACUUUGGCUUCGCCAAGGUGUUGCCCAAGUCACGCCGGGAGCUGAGCCAAACCUUCUGUGGCAGCACGGCCUAUGCCGCCCCUGAGGUGCUACAGGGUAUUCCCCACGACAGCAAGAAGGGUGACGUCUGGAGCAUGGGCGUCGUCCUCUACGUGAUGCUCUGUGCCAGCCUACCUUUUGAUGACACAGACAUCCCCAAGAUGCUGUGGCAGCAGCAGAAGGGGGUGUCCUUACCCACUCAUCUGGGCAUCUCGGCCGAAUGCCAGGACUUGCUCAAGCAGCUCCUGGAACCAGACAUGAUCCUCCGGCCUUCAAUUGAAGAAGUUAGUUGGCAUCCAUGGCUAGCAAGCACUUCAUAAAAGCAAUGGCAAGUCCUCCCCAAUAAAGCAGGGGGAGAAA
This is a messenger RNA of Pteropus alecto (black flying fox), 876 nucleotides long. It is a transcript of the gene TSSK3, whose product is annotated as testis specific serine kinase 3. The coding region runs from base 27 to 836 and encodes 269 amino acids. Lineage: Eukaryota; Metazoa; Chordata; Mammalia; Chiroptera; Pteropodidae. Gene Ontology annotation, biological process: protein phosphorylation; intracellular signal transduction; microtubule cytoskeleton organization. The transcript is spliced from 2 exons. Gene Ontology annotation, cellular component: cytoplasm. Gene Ontology annotation, molecular function: protein serine/threonine kinase activity; ATP binding; tau-protein kinase activity. The record is from RefSeq and is a predicted model, not a curated record.